GUGCGCAUCGGAGUGCUUUUCGGUAAAUAUUUGCAAUAUAUAUAGUCGUACUGCGUUAAAUGGUGCCUUGAAUGAAAAAAGGAAGUAUUCUGUUCAUUUCGAGCCGUGGACCACGCCGGACAAGAUGGAACUACCAAAGUUUGAAGAACAGAUUAGCAAAUUGCGUCUCGGACUCGAGCAAUCCGAUCGGGCCUCAUUCAAGAAGACACUCGCACAAAUGCAACGAUUGGCGGAUGAUUUCAAGGGCCAUGCGAAUGAAUACAUCUGCCUCGCACACCUCGCCAAAGAUUUGAUCGAUUGGCUAGUCCGCCAAGAGCCAGCGACUGCCGUGGAAACGAGCCCCUGGAAGGCUUGCUUUAAGCUUGCCGAGAGUUUUCUCGAAAACUCUCGAAACGCACCGGCACAACUACGUGUUUACUGUAUUAAGAUGCUGUAUAAUGGAAUUUUAAAGCUUAACGGCAAGCAGCGCGCCCAGGUCCUGCUCAUAACGUUAAUGGCACAGUUCGAGAUAACAGAGAAGGAGGUGGUACUAUUCCAACGAGUCAAGCGCAUUGCUCUUUCGAAUCUGCCCGCUCUGCAAGAGGCCACCGACCGUGCACUGUACGGUGCGGCCGCCUGCGAUGUUGUAAUUGAGCUACAGCGCAAACUUCUAAUCCAAGCAGCCGGCACACACGGAUCGAACACCGAUGGGCAAGUACGGACGGUAGUCUUGGACUACUUCCGGGAAGUGUUCAGUACCAGUAUGGUGAUUCUGAACCGCUUUUUUGCCUACGAUCGCACCAAGGCGGAGCAGCUGUUUCGUACUGUGAUGGAAACGAUGAGCACAACGGUUCGACUCGACAAGCCGGAGCUGAUUGCCCUGUUCGAGGAUGGCUUGGAGUACGUUGAGAGAAUACUAGCUUUCUGCGAAAGCGAACCAGAGUACCUGAGAUAUGGGGAGUUUUUCAACCUCUUCCAGACGUUAAAGGAGGAACCAUACGCCACCAUUGGCCAAAUGGUGCAGCAAACGGUAAAGCUUGUACGCAGCGACCGUCCUACGGUGUACCAGUAUGCGACCCUCGCUACGACAGCUCGCACCUUGUAUACCAUCGCUCCCUCCGAUAAGCUGGUAAUGAAGGUGAUUAUUCUCACUGCCAUGAACAGCUUUUCGCAUCUAAACAGCAUGGGUUCAGAACUGGUCGCCGAUCUGAAGCUAGCCGCGGCUAUGAUCGAACUAGUCGAAAGGUUGUUACCCUUCGUGCGCCACUGUCCUUCCCGGCAGGAGCAACAAUCCCUGUGUCGCAACUGCUCCCAAAUCCGGCGUCAUCUGGCCGAUCGAUUGCUAACGAUUUUGAUCAUCAUCAGUAUUAAUCAGAUGAAGGGAGCAGCAACGGAUCGUACACGGUCACCGGUACAGCAGACCCCCGCUACCAGCUACACCAUUUCUCGGGUCUGUGAGGUGUUCCAACGGAAGGUGACGCUGCUGAAAGAAUUGGAUUGUGACCUCAAGCGUUCGCUACUACACUCUACCGCACGCCAAGCGGUGGUGUAUGUGAAACACGCAAUGCAAAGUUUACGUCAGGCCGCAACAGAAACCGAUGAUGAUAGCUACGAGAACGAGAGAAAGGAAUUGAUCACACUAACGAAAUGGUUUAUCGAGCUGAACAGCACGGAACGAUUCGAUUUUCUAUCCGAGUUUAAACUGCUUCGAUUACUCGAGGGCUGUAUGUCCACGAGUCCGGCAUUCGUUUGGUCUAACCUAAGCAUCCAGUUGCUAAAGUUGCUGCUUACCAUUCGUGACAACAAAUGGGAAAUGCCUACCGACGAAGCCAGCAACAUCGCUGGCAUCGAUGCGAUCAACGACGUGCUGCGAGCGAUAUUCUUCUUCCAAGGAAAAGCCCCCACCGAUGAUCCGGUACGAUCGCUCACCGUAGUGCAAAUGUACUCCCAGGAGCACUACGAUCGGUUCGGAUUCACUUUUGCCAGCGAGCCCUCAACCAAUGAAAAAAUAACGAUCAUCACACAGGAAAUGGCAUUCGUGGCCAAGUUCAAAACAGCUCCCACGCUGACCAGUUAUUUCCAGCAGCUGAGCAUGCUGGGCAAUGUGCGUCAGCAUUGCCUCACGUUCGGUAUGGCGCUCUACUCGCUCAGUGAACAAGAAUGGGAGAAGCUGCCAGCACGGCAAAUCAACGAGUUAUGGGCCGGUCUGCAAAGCCACAACCCGAGCACCGUUUCGGAACAGAUCAAGCGCGAGGCAUCGUUUGCCAUCAUAAGCUACCACCGGUUUUGGUAUCUUAACCAAACCUCCAAGAACCGGCUGCGCGAGAUACCGUUGGAGCGAGAACAUCUGCGUAAUGGACAGCUGGACGAACGGAUACUGCUCGCAAACCAGCUGGAUUGUGAAACGCAGACACUGGAGCAACUGGAUGCGCUCCGGCACCACUUCUCGGCGAUGAUGAGGCUAAUGUGUGUCGAAGGGUUCCGGUCACCGAUCCUCGCAUUGCUUCCUUCCCUCAUGUACGUCACCUCCUUGCUCGACAGUACGGCUCGGUACUGUCAACUGAACUACUAUCCUCAUCGGGCGGUUGAACUUCAGCUGCUGGGUUUGCUAUUGAUCAGCCAGCGCCGGGCUGAAAAACCAUACGAUCAGUGCGCCGCGCUAGGGUUUCUGCUCGAGCAACACCACGUGGCGGCGGAGUGUUUGCCGGUGUUUUACAGCGAUACUGAUCAAUGGCCAGCACAUGCCGGUGGAGAUCUUUCGACGUUACCAGCCUUGGCGCAGCGUGCCAUGGAAUUACUGCAACGCUGCUGCCACGAUCCUUCUCCGGGAGAGGAACCGACAACGUCGGCUGUACCCGAAUCGCGUCGCUUUCCGUUGCUCAAUCUCUGCCUAGCGCUGGCCAUUUAUAGGGGAUCGAGUAGCAGCAGGAAGGGGCUUGAGAGCGCACUGAAAUUGAUCCGGCGUACGCUUGCACUCGCGGACAAGUGGGUUGAUCGAGCGGAACUAUCCGAUGGUAACCAUCAGCUGCUAAAGGGUCGCACGGCACAGAUCCUGUUUCGGUUAGCGACGGAGUCGGGUUUACCGUUUCCUGCGUCCGUUCCACCGGUAGCCUUCGUGAAGCUGAUGGUUACCAAUUUCAACGAUCUGCAGAAGGUCUGCCGGGAGCAGCUGCUAACACUUUCGCUCGCUACCAUUGAGACAACGGUGGCCGUGCUGCAAUAUCUGUUGGUCCGGUACGAAAUUGGAUCCUACAUCGAGGGAUACAUCGAGCAGAUGCUGAAGUAUACCAUCAAACGUGGUGCCGGUUUGCGGGUGCUACAGAUUCUACUGCUUUACGGCAAUGUUAGUGCCGAUAUGCAGAAGGUAGACCGCAGUGAGAUGGCCGUUGGAAUUCUGAAUCGUUUGCUAAUGCACCGCACGAUCGGAUCGGUAGCUCAGUAUCGGAUCAAACCAGCCCCAGGACAGGUGGCCACUGGCCUGAGCGACGAGACGAAUCGUGUGUGGUCAAUGCUACCAUCGGCUGCAUCUGUUUUUGGUGCCGUGCAAGAUGAAAUCGAUGGAGUACGAAAGAUUGCGAAAGAAUCUUCAACCGAAAGCAGCCUGCCACUUACUGUCGAAGGUCGCAGGCAAGCGUUCACGGGUGUCACAUUGCAAGAUAGCGACGGAUUAUCGGCAGGACAGGAGGAACUGCAGCAAAGGGUCGAAAUGCCGAUUGAAAAAUAUUUAAUGUUUGACCACGAGCCUACCUGUGGUUGUCCCUACUGUCAGUCAACGUUGCACAAAUGGAUGGCCUUCCGAACGGCGGCCCUCGCGGCUCGAUACGCGGUGCUCAAUGGACAGCGACCGGUGGCACAGAUCGGGCACUACUACCAAGCCAUUACCGAUCAUUGGCUCAAGGUGAUGGAACCGCGGGUACGACAAGCACUGGCUCAACAGCCACCAAUCGAACCCAGCUCCUCCAAGGAGUUGUGGUGUACGGCCGGAUAUCGCUCGGAACUGGCAAAGGACGUCAUGCGUACGAUGCUUCAUCGGGCACAGUUUGAAGAGCGGCAGGGCAACUGGGCUUCCGUAGUGCCGGUUUACGAACGUGCCGUUUCCUUAUGGGUGGGCAUACCACGUUUGAUCGUCGACGAGGCGCUGCUAGAGGACCUUCGGUUCAACCAACACUUAGCACAAUCGAUGCUCGAGGGUUGGCGACCCGAUAAAGAGGCCAGAAAACGAUCUUCUGCUAAAUCGAGGAUGAGCUAUGGUGACUUUUUGGCCUCACGCAAAGCUUCGGCUUCCACCGAUGUACGUAAUCUAGGUGCGGAGUUCGAUAAGCUGCAGCUGCGAACACCCGUUAGCAAGCCGCAUUCGGUGGCAUCCCGUGGUCUACCAAAGACGGUGGAUCGUGUUAAUGAGCUGCUGCGGCAGGCUGCUUCCCGUCGGCAUCAGCAAAGGCAUGCUAGUGGUGUGGAGGAUCGAGUUACCGCACCCCUUACCACGGCUUCCGCUCGCAAACCAAAGACGGUUAACAUAUUCGUCGAUUCACCACCGCCAGCACCAGCGACGGAACGACGUGCCAAUGGACGACAGAAGAGAACACGAAUUGAGACCAGCUCCGCCUCACCCUUUGAUCAGCUAACCACACUGUCCUCCGGAGCAGCAAAAGCAACAGAACGAGUGGACGUGGUGAUGGACAGUAGUUUCGCUAAAUCUGUGGUGCCGAUGUCACACAUUGUGGCCAAUUCGAAAUUACCCAGCUCGGGCACCAAAUCGAAUCGAUAUCCGUGCGAUCAUCCCACACCUGAUGAAGCGGCCAGUACUCCAGCGACACCAGUAAAAGCAAAAGAAGCGUCACCCAUCAACUCGGCGAUUGAUAGUCCCUCGUUGAAUAGGUCGUUUCGAGAUGUGCUUGUCCUGGGAAGGAAGAGGACCGUGGAAACUGUUGGUCCAAAGCAAGAAGAUCACGAUAGUUCGAGCGUCAUUGUCGUGCUGGAUGACUCGGAUGAGAGCGUCCACGAUGUGGUAGAGGCAAGCUUCGUCGAUUCCCGAUCGACACCAUCCGUAUCUAAUUCAGCACUGUCCCUGAAAUCGUACUCCGCACGAAGAAAUGAGGCUCACGGUGGCACCCCCAUGACGGCGACUAGACGACGAGUAGAUCCUCAAGGCUCCUCCUCAUCGGCCACGGCUGUAAAGCGAAAACCGGCAAUGCGAAUGACCAAAGUUCGGCUUCAAUUCGAUGGGUCCAGUCCACAGCGAGAGCGAUCGGAUUUGAAGAAAACGAAAACAUCAUCUACCUCGAGCUCCAGCAAUGCACCCAGUGCGAUCACGGCAAGCGAACAGAGAACCACUAGGGCCCGCCGUGUAGGUACACCAAGAGUGGCAUCUCCUACACCACAGCUGGCAGCCACCGUUGCCGCUGCUCCGGUGGAGGUGAUCGUGCUGGAUGAUACGAGAAGAGAGAGUACUGGUGUACCGUCGCAAGAGAAUAUUGCCAAGCGUACUAGGCAGCGCAGAAAACGUAUUAAUUUGUGAUCGUUGGCGGAGAACUGGACGGUGGUUCGAUAUGUCGGAGAUAUGCUAGUGUUCCUGCUGGAGUUUUUUUUUUCUUUUUUGCUAGAGCAAUAUACAAAGGUAGAUUUUUUUCCGGUAAUGGAUUUGUGACGCUAGCCGCAUAGAGAUUUUAUUUCAAGAAAAAAUUGAUUCAAGUUGGAGUUGGAGAGUUUGAAUGUGAAUGCUGUUAGUUCUAUAGAAUAAAUUUAAAAUAAUCAAUCACCUGCCAUAAUUCAUUGACACCAGACAAACCAGGGGUUAUUUUACUGCAGGAAAUAUGUAUUCUUCUUGUUUUAAGCCCGUUAUUUCAGCAAAAGAAGC
Messenger RNA from Anopheles darlingi, 5836 nucleotides. RefSeq lists its product as uncharacterized. The coding region runs from base 125 to 5497 and encodes 1790 amino acids. NCBI's taxonomy places the organism in Eukaryota, Metazoa, Arthropoda, Insecta, Diptera, Culicidae. The transcript is spliced from 4 exons. The record is from RefSeq and is a predicted model, not a curated record.